Messenger RNA from Medioppia subpectinata, 1731 nucleotides. Lineage: Eukaryota; Metazoa; Arthropoda; Arachnida; Sarcoptiformes; Oppiidae. The record is from the annotation of a GenBank genome assembly.
GAUACUCUCGAGCAUUAUCUGGAGAAACACGACCCGUGCAGCUGGUCGUCGAUCCCGCCCAUCAUUGGAGUCCAUAUCGGGUUCUGCCCGUCAUUUUCGGGUUCUUCGGGACCCGAAUGCUGGUCAACGCGUAUCACUAUUUCGUGUCGUUUAAAAUCUGCAAAUUGUGGGCCAUUUUGGGGACCUUUUUAUGUAACUCUUGGAAGUGAGCGCAAGAAGAAGGAUAUUUGUGCCCAAAACGGCCUUCACUUCACUCACACACACUGCGAGAUUGUGUUGAGGCUUGUGUUGGACUGGUAUACAGCGGCACUGCAAACUGUGCCCCCAAUCCUCACCACAACCACCAACUCCUCCACGAACUUCCCACAAGACAUAGGGAGCCGACGGACACCCGACCAGCCAUUGCCCCGUCCUUUGGGCCCAAACGUGGCCACAACUGUCCACUCGCGAGGGUUAGGCAAAAGGGAGGCGGGGGUGGGGUUUGUGGGGUGUUUGAGGGUCUGGUGUGAGCACACUGUGAGCAUCGGUGGUGCGGUGGUUCCGACGGUUGCGGUACUACUCGUGUCCUCUCCUGUCGUCAACUCUGGCCUCGAAGUCGACCACCGAUUGUCUCACUGUCUGUCUGUCAAUAGGAUGACUGAGUGGUGGACUGUGUAUCACAAUCGAUCAGACCAUCAGAACAAGAAGAAGAAGUAUAAGAAAUGCAAUAAUAAUCACCACAACUGCAGUAAUAAGUGUUUAAAGAGCCAUAAGUGUUGUGAUGGACAUCACAUCAACGCUUCCAAAGAGAAACAUCAGAACAAGUCUAAGACACAGACUCUGAAGGAGAAGGAGAGAGACAGAGACAGCAAACCCAAGAAGAACUCGAUUCACGCCAAGAACAACAACAAUGGGAACAACGAAUUGACCACAAAAUGCAAUAACAAGAAAAACAAAGACAUCUCGAGCUCGACGUCCAAUCAUAAGCUGAUCAAAAGCAAAGACAAUCACCACUUGAAGUCCGCUAAGGAUGUCAUCUCUAAUAACAAAAGUCUCAACGAUUUGUUGGACAACAAUAAAAGUCUUUCAAACCGUGAAACGAGUUUAGAUACAAAUGCGAAGAACUCUUCUCUUGUGGUCAAAGAGUUUAAGUUUUUCAAAGAGAAGGCCAAACAGAAGAAGAGCAUUACUGCCGCCAUAUCUAAGUCACCGAAGACUGGCAUCGGUUCCAACACUAGUGGUGGCACCACAUCUUGUAAGCCAUCGCCCAAAUCAUCAGGUGAUGGCCUGUCGACGAGUGGUGUGAGUGAUAGCUGUCCUAAACAUAAAUCAAAGACAAUCGGAGCUAAAGAUCCGAAGCACUGGUGUGUCGGUCCGAAGACAUCGCCUUCGAGUGGCUCUAACGCCACGAGUAGUGCUAAUACUAGUUGUGAUCUGAAGACAAUUAAAGUAAAACCUAGUGCUAAGACUGCAAAGUAUAGCCACUCGAGUGAUAGUCCAAACAAUGGCUGUGCGAACAGUCAAAGACACGCCACAGUAAAUAAGACAAUAUCUCAGUCACCAAAAGCUACUAAAAACAAGACAACGAUCGCUGAGACAAAGGAUAGUAAAUGUCCCAAAAGUGAUGGCAAAAGGAAAAAUAAAGUGAAAAUCAUUAAAACUAAUACAUUGUAUGACGAAGACAUCAUCGAUGGAUUCGCUAUAUUAAGCUUCAAGACCUUUGACGACAUUGAGGUCCUCUUUGAUGGCUAA